Molecule: messenger RNA, 309 nt
Organism: Plenodomus lingam JN3
Lineage: Eukaryota; Fungi; Ascomycota; Dothideomycetes; Pleosporales; Leptosphaeriaceae
Source: RefSeq, a predicted model, not a curated record
AUGCAAUACUUCACCAUCAUCGUUGCCUUUCUCGCCGCUACUACCCUUGCCAAAGACCGCAACCACGGCCAAGGAGGCCGUGGCAUGCUGGUAUGCAAGUGGGCAGCCCAAGGUUCGUCAGCACCACCAUCAAACCAAAUCUAUUACGACCCAUCUAAUCCCUUUAUCAAACAGGCCAAGAAGACUUCGCAGAGCAAUGCGAGACUCACAUCAAGGAAGCCCCCAGCGAGAAUUGCGCAGUCUGCAUACGUGCCUGCCGGGCCUACGACAGACUCAAUGGAACCGACGCAAUUUGCGAACGUUGCUUGA